Nelumbo nucifera (sacred lotus) is the source of this 600-nucleotide messenger RNA. RefSeq lists its product as uncharacterized. The record is from RefSeq and is a predicted model, not a curated record. Lineage: Eukaryota; Viridiplantae; Streptophyta; Magnoliopsida; Proteales; Nelumbonaceae.
AUGGCAAUAAAGGACUCCUCCUAUGUCAAGUGGCCACCUCGGUUGAGGGGAGACCCCGCCACCAGAAACAGGAACGUGUAUUGUUACUUUCACAAAGAUCACGGUCAUAGUACCAAGAAUUGUAGAAACCUCCGCAAUGAGAUCGAAGAACUCUUCUGUCGUGGAUGUCUAAAAAAUAUCAUACAAAAAGAGAAUAAAAACCAAGCAGAUCGGCAGGAGGAGCAAAGAAGAAAUGCUCCUGAGUCCAGUAGCAGGCAGAAUGAGCAGCCGCAGAGGCAGUUACUAGAAGAAAGGCCGAUCCGCGAAGUAAUCAACAUGAUUACUGGUGGAUCCAUCAUCGCGGGCUGCACCUCAGCGGCGAGUAAAACUUUAGUUCGUGAACUAGAGCAUGAAGAGCAGAAUCCACCGGAGCGACCCAGGCUCGAAGAUCCCAUUUACUUCACAGAAGAUGAUGCACGUGGAAUCAAGUACCCUCAUGACAAUGCCCUGGUGAUAAAGAUGAGACUAAAUGACUUUGAAGUGAAGCACGUCCUAGUGGAUUUGGGCAGUUCGGCCGACAUUCUGUUCAAGGAUGCCUUCGACAAGCUCCAGCUCCAAUAA